AUGUGCAACACGCAGUUCCCAGAAGGUGGAUGUUUACCUUCAGAAGUCUACGGUCUUCAGGAUAUCAAUGCUAUCGACUAUGAUUACAAUGCUCUACUAGACGGCGACAAUGUUUCGCGGCUCAUCAACAACCCAAGCCUUCAGGAUGUCAAUGCUAUCGACUAUGAUUACAAUGCUCUACUAGACGGCGACAAUGUUUCGCGGCUCAUCAACAACCCAAGCCUUCAGGAUGUCAAUGCUAUCGACUAUGAUUACAAUGCUCUACUAGACGGCGACAAUGUUUCACGGCUCAUCAACAACCCGAGCCUUCAGGAUGUCGAUAUACAUUAUGUUAACCCUCUCUGGAAUCACAACUUUUCUAUUAGUCAAUCUUCAAGAGGACACCGUUAA
Molecule: messenger RNA, 390 nt
Organism: Aspergillus chevalieri
Lineage: Eukaryota; Fungi; Ascomycota; Eurotiomycetes; Eurotiales; Aspergillaceae
Exons: 1
Coding region: 1-390 (129 amino acids)
Source: RefSeq, a predicted model, not a curated record